Trichechus manatus latirostris (Florida manatee) is the source of this 10445-nucleotide messenger RNA. RefSeq names its product ataxin 7 (gene ATXN7). The transcript has 10 exons. Lineage: Eukaryota; Metazoa; Chordata; Mammalia; Sirenia; Trichechidae. The coding region runs from base 46 to 2331 and encodes 761 amino acids. The record is from RefSeq and is a predicted model, not a curated record.
GAAUUGGACGAAAGUUUCAAGGAGUUUGGGAAAAACCGCGAAGUCAUGGGGCUCUGUCGGGAAGACAUGCCAAUAUUUGGUCUCUGUCCAGCCCAUGAUGAUUUCUACUUGGUGGUGUGUAACGACUGUAAUCAGGUUGUCAAACCGCAGGCAUUUCAAUCACAUUAUGAAAGAAGACACAACUCCCCCAGCAAGCCGCCUUUGCCCGUUCCUCCCACUUCAGCCUUUUCCUUCUUCCCUUCUCUGCCCAAAAGCAAAGGAGGCGGUGCCGGUGGAGGCAGCCGCUCUUCCACUGGAGGCGUCCUGAGCGCGUCCGCGUCCAGUUCCAAGUUGUUGAAAUCGCCCAAAGAGAAACUGCAGUUCAGGGGGUACACCGGGCCAAUGCAUCCCACUCAGCCAAGUAGAGGCCCCAAUAGUAGAAUCAUGACACCCUCUGUCAAAGUGGAGAAGAUGCACCCCAGGGUGGCUGGCACACUGCUGAAACCUGCCACGGGGCCGUCCUGUCCUGCUCCUGUGAGUUCCUCCGUCAAGCCUGGCCUUAACUGCCCCUCAAUACCAAAGCCAACCUUGCCUUCACCUGGACAGAUUCUGAAUAGCAAAGGGCUUCCUGCUCCGCCCGCCCCAGAAAAGAAAUCCGAAGACAAUUCCAGUAAUCGGAAAUUUUUAAAUAAGAGAUUAUCAGAAAGAGAGUUUGAUCCUGACAUACACUGUGGGGUCAUUGACCUUGACACCAAGAAGCCCUGCACCCGGUCUUUGACAUGCAAGACACAUUCCUUAACCCAGCGGAGGGCUGUCCAAGGCAGAAGAAAACGAUUUGAUGUGUUACUAGCCGAGCACAAAAACAAAACCAGGGAAAAGGAAUCGAUUCGCCAUCUGGACACUCAGCAGCCAACGCAGCCUCUCAGGGACCUGCAUCCCGCCCCUCCCAGAGCUCCACAGGAGCCCCACCAAAACUCUCACGGAGUAAUUCCUCCGGAAUCGAAGCCUCUCGUAGCUACUAAACCUAAACUCCACACUCCCGGUCUUCCAAGGCCUCCAGGCUGCCCCGCUCCGCUAGCUGGGGGCGCCCCCCUCGACCCUCCUCCGGUGCAGGAGUCCCCACACCCCCCCCUGCCUGCCGCUGAGCCAGCUUCUCGGUUAUCCAGUGAGGAGGGCGAAGCUGACGACAGAGACGAGUCUGUUGAGAAAUUGGGCUGUCAUUACUCAGGCCGUCACCCUCAGCCAGCGUCUUUCUGCACAUUUGGGAGCCGGCAGAUCGGGAGGGGCUGCUACGUGUUCGACUCCCGGUGGAACCGGCUGCGCUGUGCCCUCAGCCUCCUGGUGGAGAAGCACCUGAACGCCCAGCUGUGGAGGAAAAUCCCACCAGCGCCCAGCAUCACGUCGCCCGUCUCCACACGCGCUCCUCACCGGACGAACACUGUGCCGACAGCCCAGGGCGGGGCCAGCUCCCUUGCAGCACCCACUGUGUCUCCGUCCCCAGUCCUGCUCUCUCCCGCCUGCGUCUCUCCAAAUGGCAGAUCGGUCCCAGCUCACGGAACCACACUAAACGCCCAGCCUGCGGCUUCCGGAGCCGUGGAUCCCGCGUGCAGCGCGCAGUCCAGACACGUGUGCCCCUCGUCCUCGUCCCCCUCCAUGCCCUCCAGCCUCUCCUCGGUCCCCUCCUCUCCCAUGUCCAGGAAGCCCCAGAAGUUGAAAGCCAGCAAGUCUGUCAGGCCCAGAGAGUCUCCUGGUAACAACUGUCAGGGCGCCGGUGGUGCUAACAGUGGCAGCUCAGGAAAGAAACGUAAAAGCGGUUCCCCACUGUUAGCUCACCCUUUCUCCUCCUCCGCUUCUUCUCAUUCCAUGGAGUCUUUGAGGAAAAACUGCGUGGCUCACUCUGGGCCUCCCUACCCCUCCACGGUGAUGUCUUCCCACAGCGUCGGCCUCAGCUGCGUGACCAGUAAAACCAACGCAGUGGGCGUCCGGCACGACCCGUCAGGGAGGGGCCCCCCCAGCGGGAGCCCUGCCGAGUCCAUCAAGAGGAUGAGUGUCAUGGUGAACAGCAGUGACUCCACACUCUCUCUCGGCCCGUUGGUGCACCAGUCCGGUGAGCUGACCGUCAGCGCCCACAGCGGCUUUGCACACUCACACACGCCGCUGGACAAACUCAUAGGAAGGAAGAGAAAGUGCUCGCCUGGCACAAGCAGCGUCAGCAACAACAGUAGCAAACCCACAAAGGUGGCCAAGUUGCCGGCCGUGAACAACGUCCACGUGAAGCACGCGGGCGCCAUCCCGGGGGCACAAGGCCUGACGAACAGUUCCCUCCUGCAUCAGCCAAAGGCACGCCCCUGACAGCUGAAAGUAGCGCGGGGAGGAGUAAUCUGGACACUUUUGACGACAAGUUACACCUCCACUCGACACUCUGGACUCCACGAGGCCUUUGAGCCUGUUUCCCCAGCCUCCUGUGGGUCUCAUUUCCCCGAAGCUACGUCUGUAGCAGUGAGUGCUCACAAAGGACACUGGAUCCAGUUCAGCCACCGAGUUGCUUUUAUCAGUGUUACAGUGGCCUGGACUGCUCGCUACCGAUCUGUGACAAGUUUUCGUUUCUGUUGAUUUUUUUAACUUGCAGUAUAUCAUGGAGCCCCCUUUGAGUAGGUUGGCUGGACAAAGGACUGUGUUGGCAAGAACGUUACUGUAGUCUUCCCCCCCCACACACACACACACCCUGCCAGCUUUUUUGUUUUAUUUUUUUACACGGUGUUCUGUAGGUCACUCUCCAUAGUCAGGCCGCUAACCGGGGCACCCUCCAGAGGAGAGCAUGGCGCUGCCCCAAGAAGCCUCUGGAGGAGGGGCCUGGGCGGUGGGUUUGUAUCGCAGUGUUCCAGGAACGGGCACUGGGACAAAACAGCCUGUAUUUUUGCCCAGCCUUCUUGCAAGUCAUUUACGAUAAGAAACUGUCAGAAUUUUCUAACUUACAAGCUGGUUUGAAGCCAUUGAUGCCCAGAGAGCAAGUAUAAACCGUUUUAGAGGCUUACUUUUCAUGGUACAAAAGUGAUUCUAUGUGAUUUUAAAAGUAUAUAUAUAUAAUAUGUGAUGCAAAUGCAAGCUAGUUUUAAUAAAGGAAAGCCAAAUUGUAGGGGGAGGAGGAGAGGUGAAAUCAUUGUGGGGGAAAAACGUUUUCCAAGAUUUUCCAAGAAUGGAGUUUUCUCGCUUUUUACGUCUUCACGUGGAACGGUAUGUCGGUUUGGGGUAGUUGUCCCUCCCAGUCUUCUGUGCUCAAAAAGUUGCCUUUUUAAAGUGAACUCAUUAGGAUGCAACAGAAACUGUCCUUCACAAAGUCGUUAUUCACGUGAAUAUGUCCCAGGCGCUCUGUGCUUGCCCUCGGUCUCUUCUCUGGACACCAUCCUGGAACUAAAUGUAGCCUUCCACUGUAAGCCCUCCCCGGCCUUCAUGCACUACAGAUGUUUGUUUGGACUCGGUUGGCAUGGGGAGCAGGGACAGUGGAUUCAGAGAAGGCAUGCACGUACCCCCAUGGCGAUUUCACGGGACGCCUACGUGUUCCCUGACCACCUCCUUCAGUGGGGUUAUGCCAGCCAUCUUCCUGAGGGGGUUUGGAGCCCCCGGGAUAUGUUUUCUAGUCCCUACCCCAGAAGAGAGAACCUAAUACGUUCAAACAUCAUUGCUUGAGGAAGUGUCAUUGCAUUUUGGGAAUGAGCCGGGGCAUUUUAACUGGUGAUUCUACCGCCACACCCCUCUGAACAAGAACCAGGUAUCUUUGCUUGGAAGAACACACAGAGUCGCUGAAAACAGGGUAAAUUUUCCAGGGCUCUGACCAUCGUCCUGGCCAGGGCCCAGUCAGAGCCAAGCAGCGCAUCCUUUUUUUCCUACAGUUCUUGGGUUACAGACUUCAGUUUCAGGGAAUUUCAAGUCAACAACAGGUAGAAUGAGUACUUGGUUAGCAACCUAAUAAUGUGAAUUGCUACCGAAUUAUUAUGUAAGAAAACCAAGAGAAAAACUUUAUGCAGAUACCUUAGCUAUAAAUCGAUGUAAAAUACCGAUUUUUUUAAAAAGGAAGGGGGAACAGUACCUUGUUCACUUAUUAUGCAAUCAGUCAGUAAUGUUUUUAAAUGAUAUUAUAGGAGCGGAUAGAAAGGAGAAAGCUUGGCAGGGCCAGCGGGGUGUAGUUAGGAGACAUCGGCCCAGUGGUUCCAUCGCAGUGAGAGAGACGGAGGGAAGGGGGAAUCGGAACACACCUAGGUCAUUCCGUGGUGACAAGUGCAAUGGGGUCUGGGUAGAAUUUAUUUUCAAAGCUGAGGAGACUUGAUGGUUAUUAAUAAAGUUGCUUUUAGGGAUGGAAUUUAUGGACAGAUUGUGUUGUCCCGAAAGAUGUGACUAGGAUCCAUGAUAGCAGGUUGAUUCAGAAUAAUGUAGAUAUUUAGAUUAGCGAGUGUUGGUCAUUUGAUUUCUUAGACUUGAGGCUUUAAUUGAAUUUCCGUAGGUCUCCCGGGUAGUAAGUACACAGAGCAUCUCCAUUAGGAAAUUAGCCAUUUUGGAUUCUGCCUGCCACAAACAGACCUAUUCUAAACAGUGCUAUUAAAGUUUAGACUGUUGUUAAAAUAGUUUAUUUUCUCCUACAACUACUUUUUAUUAUGAUGAACAGGUAAGACCAUUUAAAACACGGGAGUACAAGGUUUUUUUUGGUUUUUUUUUAAAGUAACUUGCAAAAACCAAAUUUGCAGUGGUUGGGUUGUUUCUAGACAGACUUUGGUAUCAAUUUAAAACCAAGAUAAUUUUAUAUUCUUUCCAGUAAAACUUGCUGACAACUCCUGCAGUUUUCUUAAAACCUACAAAAAAGGAAAGAAAACAAAAUAGUGCUGCCGUGGUGAACAAAGAAUUAAUCAAAACCUACUUUUGUGUCUUUAUUUUGGAAUUUUGUGUCCUAUUGUAAAUAUAGAAGUAUCCCUAUUUCAGAAGACAUAUUUUGUUAAAAAUGAACUGUACAUAUUUAAAUAUGUAUUUUUGCACAGGUCUUUUUUUCUGAUAUCCUGUUUUGGUACAAUUGAGAUCAACUAGUAUUUAUUUAUUAAUUAAUAAAAGUAAAUACCUUUUUAUAAUUUGAAGUGGUUCACUGCCAAGCCAAUAGUUUUAGAACCUGCCUCCUUACAGUCCGAGGGACACCUCUGCUCUGUGAAAGUCUCUGUCCCUUCUCAUGUCUCGGGAGUGCGUUCAUUCGGAUGAAGUGGGCAUUGCUUCUCCCUCACUGCCUGAUUUCCCGAUAGACUACGUGUAAUAAGUGACACACUGCUUCUCUUUUGUUGGUGUUUUGUGUGUGUGAGAGUGUGUGUGUAUAUGUGUGUGUGUGCGCACGCCUGUGUGUGUCCGUGUGUGUACACCCUGAGCACAUGUGUGUUCGUGUGAUAUGGUUUAAAACUAAUGGAAAAAACUGAAAGUGCCUGAUAGCUAGUUUUACGCUUAGACAGAUUCUCUUUAAAAAGACUUGAAUGUUCAGUUUAACUUUUGGAGUUUGCUUUUUCCACCUAAAUAUUGUUUCUAAAAUUUUAGGGGAGGAGUUAAAUACCACCAAUGCUAGUAAUUUUAUAAGGUAUUUUAAAAUUAAGAUCUUUUGGUUCAUAGUAAUUCAACUGGUGAUGGAUUGCCCAGUGGCACCAAGGGUUACAGAUCUGUUUUUUCAGCCAGCAACUUCCAUGAUAUGUCUGUUUUGUUACUCAUUCAUGAAAUAGAGUUUAAAAUAGAAUAUUUAAAAUAUUUUGUAUUCCAAAAAUAUCAUACAAAGAAGCACCUCUGAGAACAGUGGAAAAAAAUGUAAAAUUUGAAAAAUGUCAUCUAUACAGGCAGCUAGCUGUCUUCCUGCAAGAGUUCUGUUGCCAAGGAAUUUCUUCAUGUCACUCAUUCGGGGGGGAGGGGCUUUGAAACAUGAUUGUUAAAAGUUUCAUUGUGUCGAGGACAAUAAUCAUUUUUACAUUUUGUGCAAAAGAUUUUCAGAUCAUUUUAAAUGAGCACUACAUACUGUCGGUGUGAAUGUAGGGCCUUGAAAGCAUUUUGCUGGUUUUUUUUUUUUUUUUUGAGCUUGGUUAUAAAAGCAAUCUCCUGUGUUAAAAUGUGUGAAUAGUUUGAUAAUUUGUAUACAUAAUCAAGAGCAUCUCAGCUGGACUCUGUGUUGGCUGCUGUAUAGAACAUGAACAAAUGUCAAGGGAUAGAAAAUUACUUUGGAUAUUUAAAAAAGAAGAAAUAUAUAGUCUAUUUGUUUUGUAACAAGUUCUGUAAAUAAAAUAAUUUAUACUAUUUAUAAGAAAAAGUUGUGCUUUGCUUCAUAAAAAAUUAGUUUGUGGAACCAACAUGUUAUGAAACAGGCAAUAAAAUCAGGACUUGUCAAUAAAUGAGGUUGGCUGCAUGAAAUACUUCCCACGUUUCUGCCUCGUUGUGAUCCCAAACCCCAUGUAAUUUAGUCUGACUCGUCUUCUUUUUUGGCAUCCAGCACCCUUUUAAAGCACCUUCAUUUUAGUUUCCCUCCUACGUAAGCCAAAUACUUCUGAAGGCUUAGGAUGGUUCCAUUCUGGGUCAGAAAGCUGUGCCUUGGGUAAAUGAGUAACUGCCGAGUCAACAGCGGGCACUGCUGCAUCCUGGCCCUGCAGGUUUGCGAAGCAGCAGGGGGUGCUGGUGAAUGGAGAAAGGCGUUCUUUUACACUGGCUUAUGUGUAAAUUGGAUAACUUGUAGUCAGUUGGAGAUAGGUUUUUUCAUCCAGAGCUGGCCCAUCAUCUCUCAUUGCUUUUACAUACUUCCAUUAUUGACAAUACAAGUGGAUUUUCGUUCAGGGUACAACGUAAUCUUUUAUCUCUGGAAAUCCAAAUAAAUUGUUAUAGUAAGUCACAAAUUUUUUUGUUGUUGCUUAAGAUAGUGGGAGUGCUUGCUUUCUAUGUUGGAGAAAAUGUCCAUACCUUCCAUGAAGGAGUUGGGCCCAAGGCUUCCCUCAUCCUCACUGGACUUGCAUUUCGUCCAUAUAUCAACUAACCACUCAAAUCCACUCAUAAGCACCUUGUCAGUACCUUCUUUGAACUUGGAUGUCCUUCUCAAACAUCCCAGGUAAAGAAAGGUUCAACCCCUUAAUGUCUUAUUUAUUUUCAUUCCCUCACAGGUAACCUGGCCCUGGAUAGCAAGAGCUAGCCCAGUUCAAGGCAGCGGGAGUUGGCAGUCUUGAAUCUUGGCAUAUGGGAAUUCACCAGGCAGAAAGGCAGCAGGGUAAGGUCCCUCUAGGCAGAGGGAGGAAGCUGGGCGAGCGAGGUGUCAAAGGAGGAGGAACGCAGAAUCAUUCUGCAGGGAGCUUGCUGGAGGGAGGUUCUCACAGGACUGGAGACGUUGGAGCCAGAUUGCCAAGGACUUCGGAUGUCGUGGGGCCUUCGUCGUCAGGAAUGUGUGGGACCAGGUUCAGUUUAACCCAGAUGUAACAAUCAGAGCCCAGAGGUAUCCCAUGGUCCAGUGCCAGCCUGGUGCAGCUGCCCAAAAAGUCAUGCAAAUCUUGACUGGAGUCUGUGGAAAAACUAAGGACCACUUACAUCUCUUACCGUUUCCUGCGUUUUCACUCUCUUUUCCCUGCAGCAUCUGUCUUUACUCCUUUCUCUCAAGUCCUAAUCAGAAAGCUUCCCCCUAAGUCAAGCCUGAGGUCCUCCCCUUUUCACCUCUUUCAGUACCUUCUUUCUAGCAAGAAACUGCUUCUCUUGGUAAUGGAAACCAAUUAAGCUCGUCCCUCACCUUGUAAGGAUGUAGUUCUCUGGGCCUGGUGUCCUCAUACUCCAUGACCAAAGCUGGCACUAUCCGAGUAUCUCUCAGGGUGGGAGUUAUCGGCCAGAGAGAAGGUUUUCCAGAGAAAGGGGAAAAUCAAACACUUCUAAUACGUUUUUCUGACAGAAUGGACAGGGGAGAACCUUGGAACAAAAGUGAGUUACAAAGCUGUUGUGAUAACCAGGUAAGAGGUAUUAAGUUGCCAAGUAAAGCAGUGACCAGCCCCUACAGGCACAUUAUGUGGCACAUUGAAGGGAGGAGUGAGUCUGAGAUGACUUAGAGAUCUCUAGCUUUGCCAACUGCUGCGUGAGCUUUCAAUGAAAUACGAGAUACGGGAAGAAAAUGACACCAGGGUGCAUGUGAGCUGAGCAUCCAGGUGGAUGUAGAGUCUGGAUGGAACCCAGGAGGGAGGUUUGAGCUGAAAAAAUAAGAGGAAAGGAUGCCUUUCAUUUUAGAUAGGAAAUGAGGCCUUGGGAGUGGAUAUGUUCACCUGGAAAAAAAUAGGCAACUGGUAGAUUUUAGUCAUUUGACUGAUUAUGUUAAAAAUACCUAUCUAGUUAAGUGCCUAAUAUAUCGGAUAUUGUACCAAGCAUUUUACAUACAUUCUCACAAAGCCCCUGUGGGAUAGGUAUUGUGAUCCCUGCCUUACUGGUGAGGAGCUUCUAAGAAGUGUCUUGCCCGAGGCCCUAGACCUGGUACCAGAGCCAGGCUGUAAGUUCAGGUCUAUCAGCUAAGUGGUUCUGAACCUUUUUUUCUGUCACAGACUCCUUCAAGAAUCACAGGAGAGAAGCUGUGGAUCCUCUCUGAGGUACAGACACAGAUUUUAUGUUCCAGGAUUUCACUCAUCCUGAAGCCCACCCUCCAUAGCCCAAAGAGAGAGUGUUCGCCAGAGAGCAAACCUUGGAAAAGAGUAUUUUGGUGAAGACCGAUGGAGAACUGGCAGUAAAGAGAGGUGAGGGCGGAGGCGUGAAGGAUGAGCUUGAGGUGGUGAGAUUUAGUCAGCACCACUCAGCCCACUUAGGUGAUGUUUGGUUUUGUUUGCUCCUGUUUUUUUCCUCCAGAAUCAACUGGAACAUUGGCCGUUGGUUGGUGGGAGAGUUAGAAGAACUUGGGUGGGGAGAUUGCCAAGGAAUUAGAGAGUGCUAGUGAAGGUGUGGUUACGUGAUUAAUGGCGGUCUAGACUGGGAAGUGCAGGAAGAGAACUGGAGGCUACCGCGCAGACUGUGCAGGCACUCUGAAAGCACUGUUUGGAAUUACCCUGUGGUUAAGUCUUACGAUUCCCCCUUCCAGGUAACUUAUCUGUGAUUAGACAAAUGACUGGUCACGUCCCAGAGCAAAGUCGUGGUAACUCGGUAUGGCCAGUGAUGAAGAGGGCAGGCACGGCAGGCGGGGCCCAGGGCUGUCAAGGUGGCGCAGCAUUUACAAGCUGGUCAGGGAGUGGGAGAAUAGGACAGUAGGGUCAGAGUGCAAUUCCUGGUUCAUUUCCCAAAGUGGAGCUGUUCGGCGGUGCUUGUUUAUCAUUUCUGGGUCCAGGGUGAGACGGGAGUGGAUGGAAGUGGGGAGGAGGUAAAGAGCACAGGGGUCACGGUUAAGGAACUGCGAUGCUAGGCUAUUCUAUAGCCUGUUCACUUGAAGGUAGUUAGAGCUGUGAAGGCUGAGCCAGCUGGUGGGUCCUGAAUGCCUGGAUGGGGUGCGGGGGAUAACUUGAGGACUGUGGUUGAGAGCGAUGAGAAUGGUGAAUUGGUAUUACUGGGUGGUAAACAGCUUCAGAGAGAAGGCAUUUUGAUGGGGGGGUGGACAUAUGAUGACUGGGAAAGAAUAAGAAACUUCUUCUUGGCCCUACGUUCCUGAGGUAGAUAUGAAUGGACGGCCUCUAACCUAGAGGAUUUCAAGAAAAGCAGAGUCCUCAAAACCCAAGUGUGGAGUUGAUGAGCAUUGAUACUCCAUGAGUUGCAGAGGUACUUAGAAAACCUGGCCUCUAGGAACCUCUGAAAGGGAGGGUUGACAAUUGUCAGGGCGACACCUACUGGAAGUCUGCAGCAAGUGGUCACUUCCCCAAGGGUAUCUCAAGUUGGAAAAGUGCCAUAUGGGCUGGAUUGAAGGCUGAUCAUUCACUUUCUGUACAGGAAAAAUUACACCAUUGCGAGAGAUUUCUGAGUGACGAGAAAAGAGGGUAGGUAGGCCUUCCCCUUGACACCAUGUAAUUCAGGGUUUGCAGGGGCUGGACUAGACUGCUACAGAUUCUUGAUACUCUUUGUAGGUCUUCAGAAACACGGGAGUGACACAGACCUGUGAUACCAAGACCAGUGAUGGGUAGAGCUGCUGUUGUCCAUGGAGGAUUCCGUCUCGCUCCCCACUGCCACCGACAACAGAAGUCUGUGUGCAGUUAGAAAGACCAGGAGUUAUCGUAGCCCUUUCCUGCUUUCCGUAAUCGUGGGGCAGACAGUAUUUCAAGUGUCAGUUGUUCGUCCUCUUAAAAACAAUAUCAAGAACAUGAAGUUACACAGUUGAUUUGCUAGUGAUCAGUGACCAUCUACUGAGCAAUUAAAACGAAUGCCUGGUCAGGUGGUUGCUGUCAAGUCAGCUCCAACUCUUGGCGACCUUGUUUAUAACAGAACAAAACACUGCCUGGCCCUGCACCACCUUCAUGAUCAUCGGUAUGGGGACA